GUUUUUCUCGACCAGCGCACAGCGGUAUAACUAUAAUAUUUAUACUGUGUAUUAUCUUUCUGUUUUAUAUUUAGUAUUAUUUGCAAUGAGUUGUAGCAAAAGUGCAUAUAAAAUGAAUGAAACAUCUAAAUUUAUAUUUAUUGUGAAAAUGUUUUCUUUUCGAUUUUUUUCGUUUUCUUUUUAACAUAAAUAUACAACAUGGAAAAUAACAAAGAGAAAUCCAAGCUGGAAAGGAGAAGUGAAGCAGAAUUGGGAAAACAGUACGAACGACAUAUGUUUGCACUAAUUACAUUGAAAUGUCUGUUGCAUUCAGGUAUCGAGAACUUCUGGAUUGCCUCAAAUUUAGCGGGUUUGGAUGUAUACGACGACAUUGUAAUAAAUAUAACGUACCAAGAUGGUAGUAAAGAGAUAUUUUUAAUACAAAUUAAAACAAGAAAAUCCGAUUCUUCUAUAGUUGCCGAGAAAUUUCUUACAACACGCAAAGAAUUUUCACUUAAACACUAUCAAGAUGGCUAUUUAAACAUUACCACAAAUGAAAAAAUAAAAUCUCUCAUCGACUAUACCGAAAAUAGUAGAUUAUUUUUUAUUCAUCUGAAUAAUUUUAAAGUGGAAGUAGCCCACGGAAAAGAAGAGCUGGAGUUUGAGAAGCUAAGGAUUGAAGAGUUUAGAGAUUUCAUAACAAGUGUAAAUUUUGAAUUAUCUUCUGGCUUUAAAUUUAUUGAUAAAACUGGGAAAAAUAAUGAGAAAAAAAUGUUUGAUGAACAAUUUUUAAGCAGCUUUUACUUGUAUCCAUACCAAAUUCAAUUAGAUUGUAUAAAAGCAAAUAUUCAAGAAAUAUUGACUGGAAGUAAGGAGUCUACGAUUGGAAAUGCUUAUAUUCAGUACUUUUACGAUUAUUCUUCUUCUAGUAAAUUAAUACAAAAAAUUUCUAUGCUGGAUGUAAAGUUACUAUUAUUAAAAUCAUUGGAUGCAUUUGGAGCGUUUACUCCAUCUUCCAAUAUAGUAUUUGAAAGUGCAAAAAUUUUGGAAACUUUUAGCAAUUUCUCUUUUUCUGUUAUAUAUGAAUUAGAGUCUGAACGCAUCAUUUGGGGACAAAUUAUGCAAGAACUAAAAAUGUGUUUUAAUUUAAAUAUCAAAAAUAACAAACUAUUUGACUAUUGGGAAAACCCUUUACCAAAUGAAGUACAAGAAUUUAUCAGAGGAAAAGAACAGAGGCUGCAAAAUUAUGAAAACUUAAAUGUAAAACUAUUGUAUCUCUUUAUGGUAGCAACUAGACUAGCACCUUUUUAUACAAAAACGGAAAGUUGUCAACUUAAGACCCACAUGCUUCAAUUACUAACACAACUAAAUAUAUACACUAUAAUUUAUAAUACAGAUAGAUGUACGGAAAUCAAUUUUCCGAAAAACUGCACUGUUUUCAAAUCUAUGAUGGAUAUGCCUAAAGAGUUAUUUGACCAAAACAUUAACAAAUUUUUUAUUUCGCUUAGAAAAAAGACGGAGUUGCCCAUAAGUAGUUUGAUUGCGAGUAGUGGAAUUGGAGAAUGUAUUUCUACGGAUCAGUUUGUACAAUUUUACAAUAAAAUCCUAUACAUGAACAACGAACACUUUAACAAACAAGAAAUAUAUAUUAACAGAACCCUAACAAGAUCUAUAAUAAAUGAAAACAUAUUACACAACUUAAAUAUUCCAUCCUGUAUUAUUUUUAAUUUUCCUGAAAAUUUGCAACUAGACAAAAUUAACAAUCGUUUUGAGUUUCAUUAUCAAAAGGAUGGUUUUAAAGUAUAUCUUAUAACAUUCCAACAUCUUCAAACGUUUUGGAUAACACAUACAUCGUCUUACAGUUUUAACAUUUUUAAGGAAAAUGAACCGUUCAUUAGUUCAAAGUUUUGUAUUUUGCAAUACGAGUUUACGAGUUUACCAGAAGCAGAAUAUUACUUCACCUUGUUAAAGUCAACAAUCAAUGUAGAACAUUUUGAAAAAUAUCUAGAGACUGAAAAAAUUUCUGACAAAUAUUUUUUGGACUUUUGCCGACAGACUCAAGUCAAUAUUAUUUGUAAUAAUGCUGGUAUGGGGAAAUCAAUGCUUCUUAGAUACCUUUUAAAAAAAUUUCCACCAGAAGAAUAUGUUAUCUACAUUGAACUUAGUAAAUGGGUAAAACAAAUAAACUUAUUGAGGACCUUUGAAGAUUUCGUUAGGUUUUUAAAGAAAAAUUUUGUAAAAAAUGAACCCAAAGGCAUUUACAAAAUGUCUGAUUAUUUUUUAGAUUGGUACAUUAAGAAUAAUCAAUUAGUUUUACUUAUUGACGAUUUAGAGGAAAUACAAGAAACAGCUAUUUUAGAUAUUUUUAAAACAGCGGCAAACCUCGGAUUACGAUUAUUGAUUGUUGCAAGACCGCAUUUUAAAAAAAGGUACGAAAAUAUUUUUGGAGUAUUUUCAUUGGAAAUUACUGACUUUACAGUUAAAGACCAAUAUAUUUUUUUUGAGAAUUUUUUUAAAAGGCAUAAAAUUAAAGAUGCUUCCAAUAUAUUAAAUGAUUUUAAAGGCAGUGUUAGUCUAUUUGAAACGUCAAAUAUUGGAUUAUGCCAACAAACUAUGAUGCUUGCUAAAAUCUUUGAAGAUAAUAAAGAAGCUCAAGUAAAAUCUACAAUUGAUCUGUAUGAACAAUAUAUCAAUACAGUUUUAUAUAAAGAUACUAAUCUAGAGCGUCAAUUCGUUUAUAAUACUAUUUGCAAAUUAGCAUUAGUAAAUAUUUUUACAGAAAAUGUAGUUAAAAUAGCAAUUGAGUGGAGUGAAUUUAAAGUACAUGUUAAAAUGUUAGAAAAAGCAAAUAAGAGAAAUUUACUUACAGAGUCCCUCGAAGUGUCUCUUCCAGUAUUCAGCCACAAAACUUACGCUGAAUUUCUGGCUGCAAAGUGGCUAAGUGAGCAUUUUAAUAUGAAUACGCGGGUUGACGUUAAAACCAUGUACACAAAAAUAUACACAGAACGACUAGUAACAACAAGAUGGUUCCUUGAUACGAUUUUGUUAAAAAAUUUAAAAUAUCCUAAACAUAUUUUGUUACCUACGAAUGGUUAUUGCACGUAUUGGUCCGAUUUAAUUGGAAGAAAUCAAUUACACUAUACUAUGAGCUACGGGAAGACAUUUGAUAUUCAUACUAAAACUGAAAAACCGGAAGAUACUACUAUUACUCGCAGAGAUAAUACAAUUCUUUUAAAGGUAUCCCAAAUAGAACCAACUAAACUCAAUCAAGAUGAACCAAAUGCACUUUUUUCUGCUAACAAUGUACUUGGAAUUCCUAUUGAGAGCUACGAUAUUAACAUAUACCUUACCUUUCAACAUUUUCAUAAUAGAAACUACAGCAAAAAUAAACAGCCUGUAAAAUUUUUCCAGUAUUUUGAUGAUAGUGAUAACCAUCAUUCUUCUGAUACAUCUACUGUUCACAAAUUGUUGUUGAAUGAAAGUGAUAAUGUUCUUGGAAAAUCCGCAAUGGAAUACGCAAUUUUGGCAGGAACUUUAAUAAAUAUCGAAAAGGUGCUAAGUUAUAAUAUAAUAUAUAUGGCAGUAGAUUUUUCUAAUCUAGGUAACGAAAAGUAUUUUAUGUUAUAUUAUUCUGCAAUUAAUGGAUUCAGCACGAUAAUAAAAAAGCUGCUAACCAUCGAUAACCUUAAGAAUGAUGUAAUAAGAAUAAAAGAUUAUUAUACCAAGAUGAGUUUACUACACUUAGCAAUAAAAUAUGGACAAACAGAAUGUGUUAAAGAAUUGAUAAGUGUUUUUCCCGCACAUAUGUUUGGAGAAGAUAAGGAAAAAAAUACUGCAAUACAUUUGGCAGCUGGACAGGCAGAUACUACCAUCUUGCAACAGAUUUUAGAUAGCUCACCUCAAAUGAUAAACAAUAAAAAUAAAAAUGGCCAGAACGCUUUAUAUUGUGCUGUGCAAGCACAAAACAUAGCAGCUGCAAAUAUACUUAUAAAAUUAGAAGAUAUGGAAAUAGAUUGUGCUGAUACCAAAAAUGGAAAUUCUCCAUUCAGUAUAAGUGUGUUAAAUAGGUGUAAGAAAAUAAUGACCAUUCUUUAUCGACAUGGUGCCAACAUAAAUCAUUCCAAUAAAAAAGGAUUGUCACCCUUACACUUAGCUGUAAUAAAGAAGAAUAAAAAACUUCUUAAAUUAUUGAUAAACUGGAAUGCAGACGUAAAUACAAUCAGAGAGUAUAACAUAUCACCUUUAAUGGAUGCUGCCAAAAGACAGGUAGCAUUGGUAAAAAUUUUGAUAAAUAAUGAUGCUAAUAUUCAAAAUAUCGACCAAAAUGGUUGGACUGCUUUACACCAUGCAGUCAAAAGUAAUAAUAAAAAAGUUGUAACACUUUUACUAAAGCAUAAAGUAGAAAUUAAUAUUACUAACAAUGAAGGAGAGACAGCUUUGAUGAUAGCAUGUAGGAACAACUUUACUAAAGUGUUUAAAGUAUUGGCGGAUGUAGCUGACAUUCACAAAAUCAAUAAAAGGAAAAUGGGUGUUCUUCAUCUUGCUGUAACCGGUAAAAGUAUUGAUAUUGUAAAAUAUUUACUUGAGAGAAAAGUGGAUACUAAUGCCAAAAAUGCUGACGAUUGUACAGCUCUAAUGUUAGCUUGCGAUAAAAAUUUGGUCGAUAUUGUUAAGUUAUUAAUAAAAAAUAAUGCAAAUAUUGAAUACUUUUCAAAAGCGUGGAAAUGUUCUGCUUUAGAUAUAUGUAAGAAAAAGAAACAUCUGGAAUGUUACAAGAUCCUCAAUGAGGAGCUAGUUAGGAGGAAUGAAAUGAGUAGGUAUAAUGAAAAGUCUAAAAUGGGAUGUUGUACCACGUAAAAAUUUGUAACACAAAAACGUAAAACAUUUUAAAAUGUUUACAAAAAACACCAAAUAUAAGCAACCUAUUUUAAA
Molecule: messenger RNA, 4911 nt
Organism: Diabrotica virgifera virgifera (western corn rootworm)
Lineage: Eukaryota; Metazoa; Arthropoda; Insecta; Coleoptera; Chrysomelidae
Exons: 3
Coding region: 199-4836 (1545 amino acids)
Biological process (GO): protein localization to ciliary inversin compartment
Cellular component (GO): ciliary inversin compartment
Molecular function (GO): protein binding
Source: RefSeq, a predicted model, not a curated record